Messenger RNA from Dunckerocampus dactyliophorus (ringed pipefish), 5874 nucleotides. RefSeq names its product centrosomal protein 295 (gene cep295). Gene Ontology annotation, cellular component: centriole; centrosome; cytosol. The record is from RefSeq and is a predicted model, not a curated record. Gene Ontology annotation, biological process: regulation of centriole replication. Lineage: Eukaryota; Metazoa; Chordata; Actinopteri; Syngnathiformes; Syngnathidae. The coding region runs from base 269 to 5572 and encodes 1767 amino acids. The transcript has 29 exons.
GUUGACAAUUCAAAGUCAACUCUUUUGAGCCUGCACGGAUUUUAGUGCUGCAGGAAAAUGAAUUUGGGUUUGUUUUGUACACAUUUUUGCAAUCCGCUUCAGUCGUAAGCACCAUGCGGUGAUUUUGAACGUUUUCUCGGCUUUUUAAAUAUCACGUGAACAGCGAAAUGCCGUCGACACAACGAACUUUUUAGCCAGCUCGGCUAAUUAGCAGAGCCGCUAGCUGCGUGUUGCUACACAGACAUGUUUACCAGCGUACCGCCAGAACAUGAACAGAGGGGCGACAAAAUUAAGACUGAGCCCCAACGAGGAGGCUCAAUUGAUACGCGAGGAAAAGGAAAGGAGGAGGAAACUGCGACUACAACAGGUCCGUGAGCAGCAGAAACUCAUCGCCUUGCAGAUGCGCCAGAAUGUGGAGCAGAGGCGACUCAGUGAGUUGGAGCAGCUGGAAGAGGAGCUGAGGGAGGAAUGGGAGCGAGAGCGGAGCGACAAACUACUCGCGCUGCAGGCGCUUUACGAGCAGAGUCUCCAACUCGUCGGCCAAGGACAGAGGAUGGCCAAAGAAAAUGAACCUGACAUAGUGGCCAUAGCGCAGAAGGAAGCGGAGGAUCACGCGAAAGCCGCAGAGCGCUUUAGAGGAGCCCUCAGUGAGCUAAAAUCACAGAGGCUCAAAGAAAGAGAGAUACAAAACCAAACAAUCAAUGCUAGAAAGAAGGCACUGCAGGAGGAGAAGAAGAGAUCAGCAAAAGUGGCCAGCCUGCCUGCGCCUCAGCCACGCACAGUUCUGGAUAUUGUUCCAGAGAGACCGCAUGUAGGAAAUAAGUCCGGCGUAAGUGCCUUUGCCUCCACACGCUACCACAGGCCCAUAGCCACAGUUGACAGGGAGGAGGACGCACAGCAGACAAACGCCAGCCGGGAAGCUGAGCUGGCAAUGAGGAAGCUGCAAGACUCCCAAAGGGACUAUGAGAGGAAGAGAGCGGAGCAGCAGGAGAAGGCCCGUCUCAGAGGGAAAUCUGCUCUGAGGAAGGAGCAUCGUUUGCUGGAUAAUAAGCGCUUACUUUUGGACAUGAAGCGCUUGAGCCAAGUGAACAAUCAGAGGAAGCAGCAGCAGGUGUCCCAGAUGCCAAAUCAGAUCUUCCAGCCUCCCUACAAGAUACAGGAGAUGAAGGAUGACUUCCAGAAGCAGAUGGAGUUUGCCUUCGAGGACAUGUACACUAAGGAAAGGAAAAUCAAAGGUGACCUGGUGGGCGAGCUGGUACCUGAACCCCUUCCAGAGGUCUCCACAAGCGAUCAGGACCAUGAGCUGGAUGUCAUGUUAGAAGAGCCCACCACAUCAGAACCAGGAGACCAGCAAGUGGACCGAAAAGACGCAGUACAAAGUGCUCAAGCGGAGGAACCUGCCUGUGUGGAGCCCCCGAGACAUGAUCCCAAACAGCCCCUGAAGAAGCUCCUCAAUCGCAUCAGGAACCAGAGGAACCGACCCACUCGCCACGGCAGUCGCGUUCCUGCAUCACAUUCACCGAGCACCGUUGUCACUCAGGUCCCAGUGAGGGACACCACUGUCUGGUCGCAAGUGGUCCCAGAGCGGGAUACUGCAAACCUACAGCAGGUGCCAAGGAGGGACACAAUCACUGAGUCAGAGGUAGGCUCAGAGCGAACCACGACCAUCGACACAGGUUCUCUGAGCAGCCAACCUCUGCUGGUUGAACCCCAAAAACCCACUAAGCUCCCAUCAUCAGCAUCAUCAGUGGAGCCAACAGGCCAGUCAAUUCCAGCAGACGGUCAACGCCCAGAUGAGCGUUCCACCAAAAUCAUGGACUUUGAAGAGGAGCGACAGCUAAGGCAGAUGGAGCUGGAAAUGGAGAAGCAGCAGCAGCUGGCCUUGCUCAAAGAGCUGGAUGACCAGAGGGCUCAACUGGAGCAGCUGCUGUUGCUUGAGGCACAGCAGGAGGUACCGCUCCAUGUCCAGGAGACCCACGGUCCGGAGCUUCCUGUUGCUGAUGAAGACAAGCACGCCAGAAGAAUCAGAGACUAUCAAAAGCGCCUCCUGGAGCAAAACAGAACUCACAAGAGGUCGGUGGAAGUGGCUCGACAGCGCCUGGAGGAAUACCAGCACGCUCUUCAAAUGCAUCACAACAUGGCCGCCGUGUCUCUGCCGCCCGCUGUGGUGCCCCAAGGCACCCUUCACCCAUCAAUGCCUAGUACUCAGCAUGCACGUGUUCCAACUCCUCCCUUGCUUCCUGCUGCCUCUGCAGUGCCAGCCCGCAUCCAUGAUGGCCCUCAGACUGCUGUCAAAGUUGCCUCAAGACGGUCCGCUGGUCCAGCCUUGCCUCCCAGUCUUCCCUCAUCCAGUUCCAGCUUCCUGCCCGGGGAAGUGGCGUCAAGUUCAAACAGUUCCAGGAACCAGACGCUGGAUGCCAAUGCCCUGCUGAGUAGUAGUGUGGUUCCUUCUCAAUCGGUCACCAGAGAAUUGAUUCCUCCUCCAGCAGUCACUAGGGAGAUUUUUCCUCCUCAAAUGAUCACCAGAGAGCCACGUCCUCCCAAACAAGUCACCAGAGAAUUGCUUCCUCCUCAAGCGGUCACCACAGAGUCCGUCACCACCGCCAGCAUUCCGUUCCAGAAAGCCACUGGUCCCAUCCCAACUGUCACAGAGAGUGGUCCUCCGCUUGCGAGCUUGCCAAGGUCUGAAUCCCCGGCAGAUGACAUCUCAGAGCGGCCGAGACGUGGAGAGGUCCAGAGGGCUCCUCACGAGAGGCCACAGGUUGAAGAGGAGAGUCUGGACAAGCUGGGACAAAGACAGGAAGACAACCUGGAGCUCCUGAGGCAGCAAAAAGAGACCUUGCAGGCUCUGAUUAAAGUGGAGGCACAACCCCCCAGUGAGGUCUUGCCACCAGAGGAUACUGGUCAAACUCGCAUCAAACUACUUGCGUCCCUGCUCAAAGCCAUAGAAAAGUCUAACAGAGAGUCAUCACCCCCCAAGGAGGAAGAAGGCCCACAACACCAAGCCCCAUCCACCAUUGAGACGGCCAUGCUCCCUCCUACUCGAGCAGCCAAGCCCCCGGUGACUCGGGUCCGGCUUGGUACGACCAUGAAGGAACAGCAUGAGCUCAGUGUGAUUCAAGAAGUGGAGACUCCAAUCAACACCAGCCAGGUCGCAGACCCGGAGGAUGUUUUCUCUGUACCACAACACACCAUCGACUGGUCUCUGCAGUCCUCUGUGGCCACCGAGCACACGUUACAGACCCCCUCCACAUCUAGCAGCGGGCAGCAGUCUGCUGAAAGACCAGCCAGCGUGGAGAUGGGUUCGACAGGGUCCCGCCUACACCUCAGUCGGCAGAGACUGCCGAUGGGGACGGGAGAAACCCCAGACUCCUCUGAGCAUGGUUCACACCACCACAUCUCAUCCGACUCUGGGUGGGGGGCCGACUACUUGGGUCCAGAGCUCACAACCCAGGGCUCCCCAGCAGAUGAUGGCACGCCACCUGGGGACGCAACUCUGCUGUCUGCACAUGGACCUCCUGAUCCGGACUCCUUCUCCACUACCCUGUCCACUGGGAGCUACAUCACCAGUGAACCUGAGGCCAAUGCAGCUAAAUCACCGGCCCUCAGCACCAUGGAGCCUAGACUUGGAUCGCAUUUCCUCGGCACCUCCUCCCUGUUGAGUCCGCACUCCUCGAUGAGUGACAGCCCCGCUGCUGGACCGUCCCACACGUCUCAACUGGCCUUUCUGUUCAGGGACAGCAACGUCCAGCGCAUCAUUGACAGAUACACCAAAGAACUUGACGUCUCUUUCAGCACUGCUGACAGUGAAGGCUCUGGUUUGGUGGAGCACCCCUCUUCGGUUUCCCAGCAGUCUUUGCAUCAAGUCACUGAGAGGCGAGGCGAGGAUGAUGAAGCAUCUCAAGCUGCCCACACAAGUGACCUGAGCGUCAAGCCAAUCCUGGAGGAGCUCUCAGUCAUCGAGGGCCAGGACUCGUUCAGACCUCUGAUUGGUCAGCUGGAUCAAUCAUCCUGCCUCGUUGCUGAUCACAAAGACGCCGCCAUGGAGCAGCUGGUGGGUCAACCGACGGCUCACUCGUCCAUGAUUGGUCCGUUGCUCGGUCUUUCGUCUGGCAUUGGUCAGAGUGGAUGGGGCUUCACUGCGGGUCGCCAAGUCUCCCAACAGUCGAGCGACCGCUGGCUGAGAAGCGAGCAGGGCUUGUUGGCCAAUCAGCUGACUUCUCAGACCCAACAGUCCAUCUCAUGGUUAGACGUGUGUCCAGAGAGCACUAUGAGACCGCUGGUCGGGGAGUUGGAUGUGUCCUCUGGCCAGCACAGCAGCAGCUCAGGUGAAAGAACCUACACGGAUCUUGGUGCCUUGACUGAGCCCACUGUGCCGUCUUACCCAUCAUUACCUCCUGAAGCCCCCUCUCUCAGUACUUCUGUGCCGGGUCUGAAUCCCUUACUGCAGAACCAGCCAAGUGCAAUAGAAGCAGGCUCACAGCACAAUGAAGACACGGCAAACUCCUCUGAGGGACAGCUGUCGAGCGGAGAGCUCAGCGUUUCCACACAUUCCGACUUCCGAUCUCACGAUGGUGAAUCGGACAGCGAGCGGUCUACCGAGAGCUUGAGAGCAGAAGACUCCUCCUGCCACGAAGCAACCUCACUGCUUGUGGUGUCUGCACUCAUGUCACCUACUGCACAGCUAUCGCAUUCAUCCGCCAGCGACACUUUGUCCGCAUGCAGCAUCCUGCUACAAGACGUGGAGCAGCCUGAAGCUUCAGUUCCAUGUUGUGACCUGCCCCCCGAAGAGCCAAAGCAUGAUCAGAGUUUGAACUUGAUGGACAUCACCACUAAGCUACUGGAAGCCACCAAUGAGAAGGGCAUCCUGGAGCAGUCCCAAAUAACACUGCUGAGUUUGACAGACACCACGCUGCAGGACAGCAUCGUGUCUGAGGAAGAGGGAAUGUGGGAGGAGGCUUUGACAAAGGAAAGACAGAAAGGCCAACAGUCAGAAGUCACAAUAGAGGAAUCCUCUAUUGAGCCCUUCGACGUCCACAGUCCAACACACGCAGGUACGCUCCUUGAGUUCAACUGGGGUCCCAGCAGAGACCUGCAGGGGGUCUUGGAGCAGAAGCGUAACGCUCUGCUUGAAAGGUCAACCCGCCGGGUGGAGGAGCUCAAAGCCAAAGCUGCUCUUGUCAGGACUGGGCAACACAGCAAAGCUGCGGUGGAACUUGGAGUGCGCUCUGAGGAACAGCCUCCAGUUUUAUGCAAAGCCAAGAUUCGGCGAGAAGUUCAGCAUGACACCAAGUCAAAUACAGCAAGGUCAACUUUGAGCAAGCAACAAAAGCCCCAACCUCAAGCAGUGAGCAUGUCGAUGCUCCACAACCCAGCUCAAGUCAAAAAAGGCAAACAAGACCUCUCGGAGAUGCACAGGCGAACUCAGAGACUGUACGAGCAGCUGGAGGAGGUCAAGCAGCAGCAGGACAUCAGGAGCAGACAAGAGGCUUACGCCAACAACCGAGAGAAGGCCAAGGCAUUCCACAUGAAAACCCUACAGAAGCUUCGUGCCAAGCAGACUCGGCGCUGAUCGACCCAAUGGGUGUUUUUAAUUUAUAAUUUUAUCAAUAAAGCUUUUAAAUUAUUCUGAUAAAGUUGUCUUACCUUCCAUGCAGCUGACAUACAUGCUGGCAGUCAAUAGUCAGGAAAUGUAACUUUCAAAAUCUUUUAAUAGAUUAAUAAGCAUUCACAUGUAUUUUACAACAAUGAAGAUGAAAAUCAAUACACUUGAUUAAUUAAGUCAGGCUACUGAAUUUGGCUCAUCUUUGUCCGAAGUGCACUUUGCAUCUAUGUGAAACUUUGACAUCCUGCUGCUUUACUUACUGUGUGUUA